Molecule: messenger RNA, 1263 nt
Organism: Heterotrigona itama
Lineage: Eukaryota; Metazoa; Arthropoda; Insecta; Hymenoptera; Apidae
Source: the annotation of a GenBank genome assembly
AUGUCCAUGAAAUCAACACAAGCAACGUACAUAUCAAAGUAGAAAUGAACUUUAGACCAUUUAUUGAGUAGCUGAACGAAGUAUUAACCAAAUAAUCGAACUGUAUACGUAAGAAGUUGAAUAGUGAACGUAUUGAUAGAUAUUAUAGAAAGAAAUUAAUUAUAACUUUUAGUUGUAUAAUUUAUCGAUCUGUUUAUCAGUUAAUAAUGACACGAGCACUUGUAGGUGUGAAGAGAGUUAUCGAUUAUGCAGUUAAGGUAGCUAUCAUUAACAUAAUAAAAAAUAUAAAUAAAGAUUAUAAUAACUUUAAUUGAUCAGUGAUAAAUAUCAUAAAUUUAAGUAAUAUUAUUUAAGAAAUAUAUCAUUUUAAAUAUUAUCAAUUAUAGAUCACUUCUUUUUAUUUGAUUAUUUAUUUUUAGAUUCGUGUCAAACCAGAUAAAAGAGGUGUUGUAACAGAUGGAGUAAAACAUUCGAUGAAUCCUUUUGAUGAAAUUGCAAUUGAAGAGGCAGUACGUAUGAAAGAAAAGAAAUUAAUAGAGGAGGUCAUUGCAGUUUCAUGUGGUCCUUCGCAAUCUCAAGAUGUAAUAAGAACUGCACUUGCAAUGGGUGCUGAUAAGGGAAUUCAUGUUGAAGUAUCUGGACCUGAAUAUGAAACUUUGCAACCUGUUCAUGUUUCUAAAAUUUUGGCCAAAUUAGCUCAAGAGGAAAAAGCAGAUUUGAUUAUUGUUGGAAAACAAGCAAUAGAUGAUGAUAGUAAUCAAACUGCACAAAUGAUUGGAGGUAUUUUGGAUUGGCCAACUGGAACAUUUUGUAGCAAGAUUGAAAAAAAUGAUAGUGAACUAACAGUAACGCGUGAAGUUGAUGGAGGUUUAGAGGUAGUUAAAAUAAAAAUGCCAGCAGUUUUAAGUGCUGAUUUACGACUUAAUGAGCCACGAUAUGCUACAUUGCCAAAUAUUAUGAAAGCUAAGAAAAAGCCAAUUAAAAAAUUAACAGCAAAAGAUCUUGGUGUAGAUACUUCAGCGAGAAUUGAAAUUUUGUCUAUUGAAGAACCACAAGUCAGACAAGCUGGAGUUAUUAUACCAGAUGUUGAUACAUUAAUUGUAAAAUUAAAGGAAAGUGGACAUUUGCCAACCAUCCAAUCCUUCACGUGCUGUUAAGCAUGCUAAAUAUGGUACUCUUUGUGCUAAUCUCGUAACUUCGGAAGCUGGUGGCACUCUUCCACCUGUUAAUUGUCUGGUACAAGCUGCCAAAGAAGCAGCAUGA